Molecule: messenger RNA, 963 nt
Organism: Apis laboriosa (Himalayan honeybee)
Lineage: Eukaryota; Metazoa; Arthropoda; Insecta; Hymenoptera; Apidae
Gene: mRpL2
Product: 39S ribosomal protein L2, mitochondrial
Exons: 2
Coding region: 1-933 (310 amino acids)
Biological process (GO): cytoplasmic translation
Cellular component (GO): ribosome
Molecular function (GO): RNA binding; structural constituent of ribosome
Source: RefSeq, a predicted model, not a curated record
AUGUCUACCAUGUCGUUGAUAAGUCGCGUUUUCGGUAAAUACGCUGCAGAAAUUUGUUAUAAAACUGCUUCGGUAUCGUGUCAAAUACAGCCAAAGAGAAAUCAAUGGAAUCUAGUGAAAAGUGCAAAAGCUGGAAUCAAAGGGAAGAGCUAUAGAAGAAUUGUACAUUUCAAAAAUGAAUACACAAUUGAACCUUUAAAGGUUACGAAUUUAGGAGGCAGAGAUCCUGUUACAGGAAGAAUAGUAGCCAAAGGAAUCGGUGGAGGUAUUAAACACAAAUAUCAUUGGAUUAGAUGGAUCAGAGAUGGACCCACUGAUCUUAAUGAACCUCCAAAGAAAGAUAAAAUUUUGGCAAUAAUCAAAGAUGGUUGCAGAACGUCAAAUGUGGCUUUGAUCGGAAGUGGCAAUCAAAUGCAAUAUAUCCUCGCUACUGAGAAUAUGAAAGUUGGAGAUAUAAUUCAUACUCAUAAAGCUAUCCCUCCGAAUCCAGUCAGAGCUUAUGAGGGAGAUUCUUAUCCGCUUGGUGCAUUACCCAAAGGUACAAACGUCAAUUGCGUGGAAAAGUAUCCAGGUUUAGGUGGUUUUCUUAUUCAUUCCGCCGGAACGUACGGUACAAUAUUAAGAAAAGAUGGAUCUGAUCGUGUAAUUGUUAAAAUGCCAAGCAAGAGGGAAUUCAGCUUACACGAAAGUUGCAUGGCAACAGUCGGUAGAUUGUCGAACGUCGAGCAUAAUACGAUACCGAUUGGUAGCGCCCAAAAAAAUAGAGAGCUCGGAAAUCGACCGAGAAGCGGUCUGUGGCAGAGAAAAACAGGUCGACACGGUCGGAAAAUUAAACCUACACCUCCAUUACGAAUGAUUGGGCCAGAUAUGACUGAUUUAAAAUACGAAAAGCUCGAAUUAAAUUUAUCGUGUUUUAAUGUUGUCAAAAAUUAAAUUGCAUUCAAUAAAUAUUAUUGUACUGUU